AUGGGGAAUAGUCAGUCUGCUUCUGUGGCACUGUCUAACGCUGCUGCUGUGAACCAAAUACAGGAGGUUAUUUCAGACAACUGUGUGGUGAUUUUCUCUAAAACGACAUGCUUCUACUGCAAAAUGGCAAAAAAAGUUUUUGAGAGUAUGAAUGUACAUUAUACAGCUGUGGAACUGGACAUGAAUACAAAUGGAAGCCAGUUCCAAGACGUUCUCGAACAGAUGACUGGUGGGAGAACAGUCCCAAGAGUGUUUGUCAAUGGGACUUUUGUUGGAGGUGCUAUGGAUAUUCAGAGGCUUCAUGAGGAAGGCAAAUUGCUGCCAUUAGUUAAUCAAUGCCAAGAAGAUCCUCAACGGCCAUCUAGCUUAGCGUAG
Merops nubicus (carmine bee-eater) is the source of this 375-nucleotide messenger RNA. It is a transcript of the gene GLRX2, whose product is annotated as glutaredoxin 2. Lineage: Eukaryota; Metazoa; Chordata; Aves; Coraciiformes; Meropidae. Bases 1 to 375 code for a protein of 124 amino acids. The transcript has 3 exons. The record is from RefSeq and is a predicted model, not a curated record.